ACAAUUUACGUUUCUGCAGACCUGGCGGCGACAUUCUUUGCUUUGAACGCAAAUGGCGGUGGCAGUUGCUAGGCCAAACAGAUCGGUGCAUUAUGGUAUCGAAGUAGCGAGUGGAGUGACGUGGCGGGAAUGGGAGCCUGGAGGGGAAUAUACGCAGCAAUUGCUAUUGAAGAAUCUCAAGUUUAAGACACAGAAGAUCUCCUACAAGUUACCUGAAUCACGUCAUUUUACUACAUUGUAUCCACAACCAAUUGUUCUCAGUGCAGGCACAAGCUUUUUCCUGCCUCUUACAUUUAGACCCGUUAUGAAGACUUGUUAUGAAGAAAAGAUUAUGUUUGAGACAUCAGAAGGACAGUUUGAUGUUCCAAUGACAGCUGUACUUCCGCAAGCUGAACUCUCUAUACCAGACACUCUUAAUUUUGGCAUGUGUGCUGUGCAUGACAACACAUCUAUCACGUUCCAGAUAUCAAACACAAGUGAUGUUGAGACUACAUUUUAUUGGUCUGGAAAAGAACCAUUUACUAUUAAGCCGUGUACUGGUUUUUUGCCAUCACGAUCAUCAUUUACUGUUACAGCCACGUUCUCUCCAGCAGCUGCUCGUGUGUAUGAGGGUAUUGCAGUGUGUAAGUUUGGUGAAGAGGAAAGUCAGUAUAAGACUGUGAAAGUUGAAGGAAUUGGAAAGUUUCCACAUCUUACAGUCAAAUUAUGCAGUGUGAAGUCCAAAGAUCAACAAGUUUCUGGAACAAGUGAUGUCAUCUAUCCAAAGGAAUUACUUGUCGACUUUGGCCACGUUUCAGUGGAAACAACGUCUGAGAAGUGGAUUGAACUAAGGAAUCAGUCACCGGUGAAUGCCCCAUUUCACAUUACACAAUCAAUGACUCCAGUCAAUGCCGUAGACUCUCUCUUUUACUGCUCACACUAUCAAGGAGUUGUUCCUCCACAGUCAUCUGAACGAGUCUCAGUAAUGUUUUCUCCUCAUACAUCUGGUGCUAAGUCUGUAGAUUAUUACAAGGUGAAAGCAAAUGGCUCACACAGCUGUGUUGUUCUGAAAUGUAAAGGAGUUGCAAAAGGCCCUGCUGUUACCCUCAGCACUGCUUGCCUUUCAUUUGGCAGUCUAAACAGCGGAGACACGGCUACACAAACGUUUGAAGUAAAAAACGACUCCGAUGUCACAACAGCUUUUAGUUUUUGUAUUGAUGGUGGAAGUGUGUUUGCUCUGGAUAGCCUGUGUGGUACUGUGAAACCUGGAAGAUCUCAGACCAUCAUUGCACACUUUCGACCUAUCCAUCCAAUUAGCUAUCAUCGUAAGCUGGCUUGUAUUGUGCACAAUCAGGAGCCUGUUUUUAUUCAUCUUAUUGGGACGUGCAACACGGAGCAAGUGAAACCAGCUCCACUUUAUCCAAGACACAUGAAACAUCACAAUGCCAGGCUACAAAACGGUUUGUCACAGUAUCCACCUGAGCAACUGGCAGAAAUGCUGAAAGAAGGCAAGCUAACUGUAGACACUACAGGAGCACUUGCAGCAACAGAGGACUUGGGUGAUGUAUGGCCGAGCAAACAGGAAAGUGAAUUAAAUGGAUGGGAAGAGCUUGAAGGUGUUGCAAGGGAAAUAACAGAUGCAUCUCACGUCAGUCUUGAAACAGACUGCAUAGACUUUGGUGCAUGUCAGGCCAACAAGUCAUUACACACUAAGACUGUCACGUUGACCAAUCACACUAAAGGGAGAAUAACAUGCCGAUGGAUGACAAACCUCAGUGAUUCAUUUUAUGUCACACCAGAAGACAGAGAUGUUCUUCCUGGCAAGAGCUGCUCGUUUACUAUCACAUUUAAACCGACUGUUGGCAAUCAGUUUUAUGGCAAGGAAUUGGAAUGUUUUGCAUUUUACAAGAAUAUGAUUGACUAUCGUCUUGUUACUGACAUUACCACUACACCUCCAUGGUGUCUAACCCUCACCGUUUUGGGUCACACUUUUCCUGCUACAAGUGAGACAUUUCUUCCUCAACUGACAACUAGUUCAAAUCGUCUAUUGUUUCCUGCCGUCAGCAUCGGAGAGGCAACAUUUCGGACUUUGUUGCUACGUAACAUGGGAGACACGCCCAUAAAGUUUGCUUUCAACAUCAACUCUGAAGGACCUUACACUUGCAAGCCUUUGCGAGGCUUAUUAUCCGAAGAAUAUCAAGUUGUUGUUUUCUGUAUGAGACCUGCGUGUGUGCCGAAGGUUCAGGAGACUGUGCGGUUGGAAGUCAAUGAAGAUGAGAGACACACGAAGCAGUUGAUUUUGACAGGAUCGGCUGAUGAACCGGCUGUGAAACUGGAGAAUGAGGGUUCAGUGUUCUUUAAACCAACCUGCGUUGGUACAGUUUCCAACCGUUUGUUCAAGGUCAAGAACACCAGCAGAAUUCCAGUCAAUUUCUCGUGGCAUAUUCCAAGUGAGGAAGCUGUGCUGCUUCGAGUUCAUCCAAAGAAGGGAGCUCUGUUGCCCAACGAGCAGCAAAGUCAUGUUUGGUCGUUUAUACCUGCUGAGGUUAAGAAAUAUGGCAUUAGUUGCGGACUCAUCAUUAGCAACAGUCGAGAUGUGACAGCUGGUUCUAAGCGAGUCGGACUGUUAGCGAUUGGGGAAGGAGCACUAGGAGGGAUUGAGUGCACUCCACUAUCUCUUGACUUUGAGAAUGUCAUUGUUGGCUCAUCAGCAACACGCGAACUCAUCAUUUACAAUGCUAGUGAAUGCAGCUUGCAAUACAAGCUCACCAUUCAGCUACAAACUUCUGAUGACCCAACUAUUCUCGCUAUUCCAUCAUCUGGAAAACAAGCUAUCCAUCUUGAUUCUAUGUGUGGACUACUGCCAUCAUGUACUAAGAAGGCGCUGAACGUUACAGUCCGACCUGGUCGCAGAACUGCAUAUAGUUUUAAGAUUUUCUAUGAGCUACAGUCAACAACUGAUGUCAAUGCUGGUUGUGUGAGUCGUCCGUCGUCUGAGUUGUGUUCUAUCACUAUGAAUGGUGUUUACCCGACUUUGAGUGUCGGAGAUGUUAGAGGGCAGGGAAGUGCAAGCAGCUGGAGUAAAGCCCGGUUGUGGGAAAUGUUGAGUUUGACACAGUUGAAUCAAACACUUGCUGCUGAGCCGACUGCAGCAGAGCUCAUGUAUGCCGUUGCAACGAGACACAGCACACGACGUCGUCCGACAUAUCACACGAGAGCGAUUGUGACCGUAGACUUUGGUGCGGCUCCACUCACGUCCGAGCCUUGCAUCAUAUAUCUAAUGCUAAAAAACAACGGAACUGUUGACGUUGACUGGUCAUUGCUUUUCCCUCCUGACUUGCAGCUAGAGCUGGAAUAUUGGGCUGAAACGGGCGAACUAAAUCCAGAAGAAGCUCAAGAUCUCUGUUUGAUGGAGAAUGAAGUCUUUUUUAGUGUUACACCGAGAGAUGGGAGCCUUCCACCUGGUGACAUGCAGUUGUUGACUUUAUCGUAUAAGCACACGUUGGCAGGAUGCAACCGGCUGCCGGUUCUGCUAAAGGUUGCUCACGGUCGAGAAGUAUUGAUUCACUUUACGGGUGUGACAGUUAAUCCUGGAGAACAGUAUGUCCAUUUCUCAUCUUAUCGUCAUGUCUUCACACCCGUACCAGUUGGUGUUGAACACGCUCCCAUCCAGAUGUAUUACCUACACAACGGAAGUUUGGAGUUUGUCGGCUACGAGAUAGACACCGAACCACUCAAGAAUCUAAACAAAGAAAAUUUUAACUGCCCUGUUUUUAUUUGUCUUCGGCCAUCUGGACAAAUUCCUCCAGGGCAGUCAGUUGCAAUACCUUGGUUGUUCUCUCCACUCGAGGCGACGACAUACUCGGUGGACGUUACGAUUCAAAUUGUAAAUGGGUUGAUGCAUAGGGUGACGUUUGUUGGUGUUGGGGUUGAUUCUCGGAUUAGAGGAAAGUGGAGCGAAGAGCACGACGAGUGGUUAAAAUCGAUUGUUGAAAACGUCGAUAUUCCAGAAAAGCAGACAGUAGAUGUUGAAGGGCAGCUUGCACGUUUUUCCUGUGAACUGUUGGAGUUUGGAGACAUACCUCUCUAUUCAACAGUAAGACGCAUGCUAUUUCUUAUCAACACAUCACACAAUCGUACUCUCUCAUUUACAUGGCAAACAAAUCAAUACAAAGACGCUGUAACUAUUGAACCAUCAUCAGGCAUCCUUUUACCACAAGAGAAAACUCUCAUCAAGGUCUCUCUGUACUCUCGUCAAGGACCGUGCUAUUAUAAUAUGGAUAUUAUUUGUCAAAUUAUUGAUGAGACGGGGAUGGCUGUUUAUAGACAGUGUAUGGAUGUGUGGGAGGAAGAGCAGGAGCUGCAGCAGCAUUUGUUUACUAUUACUGACAAAGAUGAGAUGAAGAAGACAAAUGGAAAGAAAACAAGGAAAAUGAUUGAUAAAAAGUCUCGAAGCACAUCUACCUCAAAGCCAAAGCCAGGGAACUCUGAAUUGUAUCUUCAGAGAAGUGAUUCAGAUUUAAAUAAAUACCAGGCUCUGCCUCCUAUUGGCUUUUCUCCAGUGGCUUCUUCAGAGACAUACAAAGAGUGGAAGAAACGUGACAUGUCAACACGUUCUAAAGUGCGUCCAAGAGUCAGUGAUGAGCAGAAAAAGCAAGAUAAGCCGACGCCUCCUCACCCAUUUCAACUUCAUAUUGGAGUGACUGCUCAAACUCAUGACCUCAGAGACUAUGUUGCUCAAUUUGGUGAGCUGAAGAAAUUCUUUGUCAAAGUUCCUGCUGCACACUGUAGUUUGCCACGUAAUGGGCUUGCCUCAGGGUACUCAUCAGAAGCGGUUUCACCAUCAGGUCAAAGGUGGCUUGUAACGAGGGAAGAGAAUGAAGUGAUUACAGCAACAAUGAAUGAUGUUGUUAGGGCUGUUCUUGAUGAACCAUCCUUCCAUCGUGCCGUAAAUGCAUCAUACGUAGAGCCUGUCCCAUACUUUACUCAAUUACAAAGCACAAAACUUAGAACAGGAAGUAGAGAAACCAAUUACAAGCAAGAUCAAGUCAGCGCAGACACCGACGGCCAUGCUGUGGAGUUACAGAGAGUAGAAACAUCUGAAUCAGUUGGCAGUCAGAUACAGACAGACAACAAUCAACAAUCACCAAGUGCAAGAGAGAAAACGUUUUUUCAGAGAGACACCCUGGAAGAUGAUGACAUAUUUGGUUUACCAGAGGCUCAUACUCUGAUAGAGACAGUGCUGGAGAAUACGUUGUUCAAUUUGUUGUGCGAAGCUGGACAUGAAGAACUAUCAUUGACUUCGAAACCAUUGCUGUUAGCAUCUAGUACUAACGUGUAACACAUGUAUAUGUAGAGACGUAUUUCAUAAGGUAAAGGCAAUGUAGAU
Messenger RNA from Corticium candelabrum, 5368 nucleotides. RefSeq names its product cilia- and flagella-associated protein 65-like. The coding region runs from base 53 to 5320 and encodes 1755 amino acids. The transcript has 48 exons. The record is from RefSeq and is a predicted model, not a curated record. NCBI's taxonomy places the organism in Eukaryota, Metazoa, Porifera, Homoscleromorpha, Homosclerophorida, Plakinidae.